UAGUGACAAACACGUAUUAACUAAUCAAUUGGCAUAUUGCCAGCAAAACAAUAGAGUCCGAUCGCGGUUGUAUGUAAAUCACGUAUAUGGCAAUAUUCAACGCUUACUAAUGUUAAAAUAACAAUUUAAACCGACAAUCGACAUACGACGACUUUGAUUGACACUCAGUGCUUACCGCGAUCGAUUUGAAAAAAAAAACUUUUUUUUAAAAGAUUCUGGACGAUUGAUAUUGAGUGAAAUAUUCAGUGUGUCCUGUCCUGUGUCAUUUCAAUUGAAGGCAAAAAUUCAAUUUAAAGAGGAAAUAAUUUCGUUGGAAAAAAAGUAAAAGUAAAAAAAAGUGUACAAUUUACAAAGCCAUCCAUGCGAAACGGCGCUUAUUAGAUUGAUGUGCAAACAAAAAACAGACGAAAGCACUAGGCAGCUGUCAAACUGAGUCAAUAAAAUAUGUGAAGCCAGACAUUUACCAUCAAGUACACAUCCUGCACCUAGAUAUAACGUUCACCAAUACAAUUCGAUGUGUGUCAUAGUACGAGCAGAUUAAUCAAACAAAAAACUAUGUUGCUGAUGAGAAAAUCAGCGAAACGGGCCAUUCUAACAGCAUUUAUACUAUGCGCUAUUUACGGUGUUUACGUAGUAUUCAUCGGAGAACCUCCUGAAUUUCGAAACAAUCGAUAUAAAAUAAAUAUAAUCGAGGAUGGUAUUUUGUCGGUAGAAAAUCAGAAUGAGUGUCAUAUGCCUGACUUGCCGGUCAAUUCACCGGAAAUGAUGGCCUUUUUGAAAAACGAACCGCCCAUCCAGUGUGAUGAUGUCGAAGCUUGGGUUUCUUGUGGGACGGAUCGAAAACUGCCAUGGGUGUGCUGGAUUGAAAAUUCGAUUAUCGAUCGGCUCGGUCCUAUAACAUGUGAUUUUAUUGAAAUAAUACGGCCAGAUAAUGAUUUUGAUGUAGAAUUAGCACAACGUGUUCGAUCCAAAGAAUUUUAUGAACUGAAAAAAUCGGACUUUGUACGAGUCAAGUGCUGGACCGAUGAAAGAGACAAUCGUCAGUAUUGGAAGGGUAUUUUGACUGGGAUCCGUAAGGAUGCUCAUAACCAUGAACUGCCAAAAGUUACCAAAGAGAUGCCAUUUAAUGUAAUUAUGUUUGGUUUUGACUCGUUGAGUCGGAAUGCAUGGAUCCGAAAGUUACCAAACACAUACGAAUACAUGACAAAGCACUUACAUGCCGAUGUUCUUCAGGGAUACAAUAUUGUUGGUGAUGGAACACCACAAGCACUUAUACCGCUAUUGACUGGUUACACUGAACUAGAGUUGCCUGAGACACGCAAGCGUAUCUCCGAAUCGGGCUACGUAAAUUCCUAUCCAAUGAUAUUCAACGAAUAUGCACGACACAGCUAUGUAGCCGCGUUCAACGAAGAUUUACCGGAUGUGGGUACAUUUUCCUAUCGACUGAAUGGGUUCCAAGAGCAACCCACCACACAUUAUAUGCGACCCUUUUAUUUAGCCUUUCAAAGUGAAAUGAAGCGACACAAACGUCUUUGUGUCGGUGACACACCACGACAUCAAGUCAUGAUGGAUUAUACGCAAAAAUUUAUGCAAGCCUAUCGCGAACGAAAGCCACAAUUUGCAUUCAGUUUUCACGGUGAAUUGUCACACGAUUCAAUCAAUUUGGUUGGCGUUGCUGAUAAUGACGUGAAAGAGUGGCUGGAAGGAUUGAAUAACAACGGCUUUCUCAAUCGGACUAUUUUGAUUUUGAUGGCAGAUCAUGGGAAUCGAUUUGCCGAAGUUCGAAAUACACUACAGGGCAAAUUGGAAGAACGCCUACCAUUUUUCAGUUUUAUCUUUCCAGAAGCAUUCAAAAAACGAUAUGCCAAAGAAUAUGGUCACUUUAAAGAAAACUUACAACGACUUGUCACACCGUUUGACGUGCAUGAAACAUUUUUAGAUCUUUUACGUGUUCAAGAAUCGGAUGGUCUAUUAGAAAAGCAGUCACCUCCAGCAGUGCCGAAAUCGAAUAUAACCUAUGACCAGAUAUUGCGUGCGAAUAAGUUCAAUCGUGCAAUAUCGCUGUUGAAGCCAGUGCCAAAGGAGCGUACGUGUGCCGAUGCAUACAUCGAACCACAUUGGUGUUCAUGUUUGAGUCUAAAUUUUCUUGAUCCCAAUUCGGAUCUCGUAAAACGUGCUGCAAAUGCAAUCGUCGAUAAAAUCAAUAUCUAUACAAGUGAAGAGCGUCAUUUAUGUCAUAUGCUAACAAUAUCAAAUAUAACAUGGGCUGGUACAUUACAGCCACGUAAAACACUAUUAAAAUUUAAGCAAAAUCGCGAUAUGGACGGGUAUUUGGCCGAUUUGACAUCGACCACAACAAAAAUCACCAAAGAUUUAUAUCAACUACAAAUUCACGUUCAACCCGGUGACUCAAUCUUCGAAGCUAGUUUAACGCACAAUUUAUUCAUCGAUCAAUUUAUCGUCAACAUAACCGAUGUGUCACGCAUCAACAUGUAUGGUGAUCAAGCACGAUGCAUCAUGGACAAAAAUCCCGAUCUACGGAAAUUCUGCUAUUGUCGCUAAACACUCAUUCAUACACACACACAUACAUUUUUCCAUUCAGGGUAUUGCACCAAAACAACAUUACAUGCACAAAACUGUACUGUAAAAAAAACGCUUCUUUUCUAACACAAUCGACACUUGGGAAAAGUGUAAGAGCGAGCGAACGUUGUGAAAGAAAUACAAAAUAUACAAAUUUUAAUGUAAUAAUAAUUAUAUUCUCACAUGUGACAACAUUUCAAUUUAUUCAAGUCACAAUUCAAGUAUUGGGUGAUAAAACAAAACUUAAUCUAGUGUAAUGUGUAAGCCUCAAAUCAAAGACUAUAUCGAUCAUUGUUAGUAUUAAUCGCUUAGUCUUAGAGUUGUUUCGGCCAAUUGAAUAUUUCUGAGUUUAUUUAAGUUUUUAAGUCUUGAUACAUUGUAAUCAACUUUUCAGAGAAAAGUUGAAUGAAAAUCGCUCGAAAAUUACCUACAAUAAAAAUUAUCUGAGAAAAA
Molecule: messenger RNA, 3033 nt
Organism: Contarinia nasturtii (swede midge)
Lineage: Eukaryota; Metazoa; Arthropoda; Insecta; Diptera; Cecidomyiidae
Exons: 8
Coding region: 556-2562 (668 amino acids)
Source: RefSeq, a predicted model, not a curated record